CUGCAAAUAGAAAUCAGCAUGGCACCUGUAUGUCUGAAGGACUGUAAGGCCUGGCAGGAUGCCGGAAUGACCCUUUCCACUACUAGCAAUGAAGCUUGUAAACUUUUUGACGCCACCUUAUAUCAGUAUGUGACAUGGACAAAUGACAAAACAAUGGGAGGAAUUGAAGGAUGUCUGAAGAAAAUUAGAGCAGCCGAUCCAAAUUUUGUGAUGGGACAUGUGAUCUCUAAUGGUCUGGAGCUGAUCGGCACCGGUCGUUCACCAAUAAUUGAUCAGGAAUUUGAGAAGGACUUGAAAGUAAUGUCAGAUUUGGCCAAGACUCAGCCCCUGACCGAAAGGGAAAAGAUGCACGUUGCCGCACUUGAGACUUUUGCCAAAGGAAACAUUCCAAUGGCAGCGGACAUGUGGGACCAGAUCUUACAGGACCACCCCUUGGACUUGCUGGCUAUAAAACUCGCCCACGAUUCCUAUUUCUACCUUGGACAACAAACUCAGAUGAGAGAUUCAAUCUCCCGUAUUCUUCCAUAUUGGACACCAAGUACUCCUUUAAGUAGUUAUGUUAAAGGCAUGUACUCCUUUGGGCUUCUUGAAACAAACUUCUAUGAUCAAGCCCUGAAAGUGGCCAGCGAGGCUCUGGCUGUAGACCAGAAGGAUUGUUGGUCAGUGCACACCAUUGCUCAUGUACAUGAGAUGAAGGCAGAUAUAGAGCAAGGCUUGUCCUUCAUGAAACAAACUGAGAACAACUGGAAGGGAAGUGACAUGCUUGCCUGUCAUGUCUACUGGCACUGGGCCUUAUAUUACAUUGAAAAGGGGGAAUAUGAAGCUGCCAUGACGCUUUACGAUAAAUAUAUUGCACCCAUAUGUUUUUCAAGUGGAAGCAUUCUGGAUAUCGUAGACAAUUCAUCUCUGCUCCAUCGGCUUCAGAUGGAAGGAGUGGAUGUUGGAAAACGAUGGGACAAACUUGUCCAAGUCACCAAGAAACAUACCAAUGAACACAUCCUGAUAUUCAACGACCUUCACUUCUUAAUGUCUUCCUUGGGCUCCAAAGAUCACGAGAUGACAACUCGGCUCCUCCAAAGUUUGAAGGAACUUUCUAAAUCUCCAGGUGAAAACUACCAGCAGUCCAUGAUCAAGGAACUUGGCCUCCCACUUAGCCAGGCCCUUGUAGAGUUUGACAGUGGUAACUAUGACAAGGUGGUGGCGCUGAUGUACCCCAUUCGGUACAAGAUACUCAAUAUAGGAGGAAGUAAUGCCCAGAGAGAUAUCUUCAACCAAGUACUUAUUCGGGCUGCGAUGAACAGUAACACAAAAGCUCAUAACAAUUUAGCCAGAAGCCUUGUAAUCGAAAGAGACGUUUUGAAACCAAACUCCCCACUGACUGAGAGACUUAUGAGGAAGGCUUCCGCUGUACACACCCUGAUCUAGAUCUUACUAGUCGAAAGUCCUUAUAUAUCCGCGAUAAUCAGGACUGUUAACUGUCAAUAAGGAUCGCAGCCCAAAAUCAGACCUUGCUAUCCUGUAGGUGCACCAACACCCCCUAACCCAACCAUAAAAUUCACCUAGCGGAAAUGGAAAAACAUUGAGUGUGUCUGAUUUAGGACCACAAUUGGUGGCAUUUGUCUACAAAGC
Messenger RNA from Bufo bufo (common toad), 1629 nucleotides. It is a transcript of the gene TTC38, whose product is annotated as tetratricopeptide repeat domain 38. Bases 19 to 1425 code for a protein of 468 amino acids. NCBI's taxonomy places the organism in Eukaryota, Metazoa, Chordata, Amphibia, Anura, Bufonidae. The record is from RefSeq and is a predicted model, not a curated record. Gene Ontology annotation, molecular function: protein binding. The transcript is spliced from 14 exons.